AUGGCACAAGAACAGAUGCUGGCGGCCUGUCAGUCGAGCAACCUACACCAACCAAGGUUUCAGGAAGCCCACUGUGCUUGGACCAUCCUGUCAGCUAUUUCGGCACGAGCGCUUUUCUAGAGAUAAAAUGAAAGUGUCAUGGUUCCAGCCGGCAUAGCUUCCAGUUUGAAAGUGGAAAUGAACAAUCCCAACCAUUUGGUUUAAACUCGAAACUUUUGUUCCGUCUGUCGGGAUGGCUCAUCCAAUGUUCCCUCUCCUAGAGACCUUCUACGACUCCAAGCACCGCGCUCACGUACUAGCUGACGAGGGGGAAGUGCUGUAGCCCCUACGUGCGCGUACUCACUCGCCUCUCCGGUGGGAUGAGCGGUACGCGCCGUACCUUCGCUGGGCUGGGUUGCUGCCUCUGGCUCGAGUUGUGUGUGCUGGUCUGCCAGUGAUGGAUGCACCGCUUCUGACUGCUUUUGUUGACCGUUGGAAGCCGGAAACACAAACCUUCCAUUUGCAUUGCGGUGAAGUCUCCAUCACUCUACAAGAUGUGGCAAUGAUUCUUGGGCUGCCUCUGGAGGGAAAUGCAGUCACUGACAUCAUAUAGAGUGAGGGAUGGAGAGAUAUGGUUGAGCAGCUGAUUGGGGUUCGUCCACCAGAACCGCCAGAGGGAGUCAAUGAUAGGAAGACCUCAGGGGUGAGCUCGGCUUGGCUCAAGCAGAAUUUCAACCAUUGCCCCCAAGGAGCACCUGGGGAAUUGGUAGAGGGCCAUGCACGUGUUUGGUUGUGGCACCUCUUUGGAGGCUUCUUGUUUCCUGAUGGUUCAGGCAACACUAUAUCAUGGAUGGUCCUUCCUAUUCUUGGUCAGCAGUGGGAAAACAUUACACAGUAUAGCUGGGGGUCGGCCACACUUGCUUGGUUGUAUCGACAACUUUGUGACGCAUGUCGGUGGGUUGCUAGCGACUCGAACCUAGGAGGGUGUGCAUACUUAUUGCAAAUUUGGAUUUGGGAAAGGUUUCCAGUAGGUCGGCCCUACCGUGGAGAACUAGAGCCUUGGCCGCACCAUGACGAGCAAUCGAGGCUGACAGUUGCUUAUUGCUGGAAGAACGUGGGAGCUGUUAGAGGGGACCCUGCGCACCGCUACAUGCACUACAUGGAUGACCUUGACUGUCUCACGCAAAAUCAGAUCUUUUGGACACCGUAUGACAGAGACGAGCUCGAGCAGUUGGGCCUCAGCGACUUGUGCACACGAGAUGAGGAAUUAUGGAGGAGUAUUGUUCCUUUGAUUUACUUCUUCACCAUCGAGCUCCACCAGCCCCACCGCGUGAAGAGACAGUUCGGUAGACUGCAAUACUUCCCCCCUGAAGCUAUUUCGACCUCGCAAACUUUGCACAGGAUUGACAGGAAGAAAAGAUACGCUAAAAAUGACUGGCGUGUGAAACACGCGGUUCCUCUUGGACAGUGGGAGCAAAGGCAAAGGAUGAACCCUGACUCUGGUCCGGCGCAUAGGCACAAUCAUUACAAGGAGUAUCUUCGUUGGCUACAUUCAGUGUCAAGAGUUUCAAUAAAACCUCCUCGGUCCACUGAACCUAUAGAGGAUCGCGAGGACACAGACGACGAAGAUGACAUCGUGGACGAGUAUGAUGAAAUCACUCGCGCAGGAGUUCAGCCCGAGAGGGCCCCUUUGCAGAACUACAUGGCACAACAACUCGGCCGCCUAGCUAACGAGGCCGGUGUCGCAAUGGCACAUGCAAGCCAAGGAGGAAAUGGAGGGGGACACCUACGAGCGUUUGCCGAGAGGGUCCGCCGGAGUUGCAAGCGGAUGGCCGCAAAGCUAAAUUGCAUGGCUGCGCCGGACCAGGCUUUCGCACCUGGGGCACAUGUUCCUGGAGGUUCUAGUGCGCAUCACACCUCUUCGACCACAAGGACUCCAGUUCACUACGGCGCGGCGACGGCUAGAACUCCUUCGCGUUCGACAUCGAGAACGAGCUCACGUGCCGCUUCUAGGGGAAAAGCUGUACAAGAGCCACAUGACACGGACGAGUCCGACACGCAAAGCGACUCAAGAGAUGAAGACCCGGACUUUGAGGUUCUUCGGAUGUCACAGAUGUUCGACGCUCAUCCUGCCACGCAGACUCAGGGCGAAUCCAGCCAGGCCAUGCAGACUUCGCACCCUCGACAUCAUCCACGUGACCGUUCCGAUGUUGGUAGCGUCAAUGUGUUGCCUACGGAGCCUGGACGAGCACGGAGGCACAACGACCCCUUCAGCCCACAGGAGCAACGUCAUCGCCGCUGUUAGAUGCUGUAGAUGAAGGAGUAGCGACACCUUGUGUGCGUGUAUCAUUUGUGUUGACCUUGUCCAAACCUAGAUACUUAUUUUUGUGUGUCA
Molecule: messenger RNA, 2374 nt
Organism: Panicum virgatum (switchgrass)
Lineage: Eukaryota; Viridiplantae; Streptophyta; Magnoliopsida; Poales; Poaceae
Product: serine/threonine-protein phosphatase 7 long form homolog
Exons: 10
Coding region: 611-2284 (557 amino acids)
Biological process (GO): meristem development; meristem maintenance
Source: RefSeq, a predicted model, not a curated record